AUUUCGCAUCACUUGUGUGGGAAAAACAGCGUGAAAGUUGAGAAUUGACGGCGGACUUUCUCCUGAGCGGAAGUCGCGUUUGAGGUUAUGUUGGCAAUUCCACAUCACUUUUCUGGAGAGAUUUUGUGCCGUGAUCGGCGUUCAGAGCGUACAGCCGGACCUCCUCGUGAAAUUGUGUGUUUUCCCGCGUGAUUGUUGGACAAAUUGUAGUGUAAUUAGUGUGGCGACCGAGGCGAGAAGAUGAAUAUUCCAAAUGAGUACAUCUCAAAGACGGAAGAUGUGGCGGAUCAGGUGAUCCGCCGAGGGAAGCACAUUCUGCCGCCCGUGGCGCGGUUGUGUCUCAUCGCGACAUUCCUGGAGGACGGCAUCCGCAUGUGGGUGCAGUGGUCGGAGCAGCGCGAGUACAUGAACAUGAGCUGGGGCUGCGGCUACUUCCUGGCCACGGUGUUCGUGUUCGUGAAUCUUGUGGGACAGAUUGGCGGCUGUGUGAUGGUCCUGGCGCGAUUCAGGGUGACAAUCGCCUGCGGAAUUCUCUUCUUCAUCGUCGUCCUCCAGACAAUAGCGUACUCAAUACUGUGGGACCUGCAGUUCCUGCUGCGCAACCUGGCGCUCAUCGGCGCGCUGCUGCUCGUGGUGGCGGAGUCGCGCGUGGAGGGGCGCAGCCUGUUCGCCGGCGUGCCGUCGCUGGGCGAGAACAAGCCCAAGAACUGGAUGCAGCUCGCGGGACGAGUGCUGCUGGCUUUCAUGUUUCUCACGCUGAUCCGCUUCGAGGUCAGCUUCCUGCAGAUCCUCCAGGACAUCGUGGGCUCCAUUCUCAUGGUGCUGGUGACCAUUGGGUACAAGACGAAGCUGUCGGCGCUGAUCCUCGUGGCUCUGCUCACGUUCCUCAAUCUCUAUCACAACGCCUGGUGGGCUGUGCCGUCGUACAAGCCGCUCAGGGACUUCCUCAAGUACGACUUCUUCCAGACUCUCUCUGUCAUUGGAGGCCUCCUGAUGAUCGUGUCUCUCGGUCCGGGCGGCGUGUCGAUGGACGAGCACAAGAAGAAGUGGUAAAUUCCACCUCAGGCGGCAGUUUUGCAGUUGUGACCAGAGAAAAGGAGCUUUUUUAUUCUUAGACAAUGCCACAAACACACACACUCUUUUCCCCCCGCGCGAAUAUUAGCAAAUUCCCCGUCAGACAACCCCCCAAAAAUUCCCCCGAUGAAGUUUGUUGUAAAUAUUCCCUCCGCGUGCAGAUUAUUAUUAUUAUUGAUUGAUUGUUUCCUGCAAGAGAAGAGAUCCCAAAAAAGAAAAAAAAAUGCUUUCGGCGCGAGAUGAGAGAGAAUUGACUCCACAAAUUGUACUUCCCCGUGUUCCGGGACUCUUGUUCUCAAGAUCCGGGCUCUUUUUCACUGGAUGAUGAUGAACGAUAGUGUGUCUGAGACGCCAGACGUCCUGUUUCUGAAACAUUUAAAUGCAAUUGUAUUGAGACAAAAAAGAAAGUAAAGAUAACAGUUUAUAUUUAAAGAGAAA
This is a messenger RNA of Phlebotomus argentipes, 1512 nucleotides long. It is a transcript of the gene Surf4, whose product is annotated as surfeit locus protein 4 homolog. The record is from RefSeq and is a predicted model, not a curated record. Gene Ontology annotation, biological process: Golgi organization. Gene Ontology annotation, cellular component: endoplasmic reticulum-Golgi intermediate compartment; endoplasmic reticulum; membrane. The transcript is spliced from 4 exons. NCBI's taxonomy places the organism in Eukaryota, Metazoa, Arthropoda, Insecta, Diptera, Psychodidae. The coding region runs from base 241 to 1053 and encodes 270 amino acids.